This is a messenger RNA of Dictyostelium discoideum AX4, 2403 nucleotides long. It is a transcript of the gene grlC, whose product is annotated as G-protein-coupled receptor family 3 protein 3. The coding region runs from base 1 to 2403 and encodes 800 amino acids. The record is from RefSeq and is a predicted model, not a curated record. Gene Ontology annotation, cellular component: membrane; plasma membrane. Gene Ontology annotation, molecular function: G protein-coupled receptor activity. Gene Ontology annotation, biological process: G protein-coupled receptor signaling pathway. The transcript has 2 exons. NCBI's taxonomy places the organism in Eukaryota, Evosea, Eumycetozoa, Dictyosteliales, Dictyosteliaceae.
AUGAAAAUGAAAAUAAUAUUUUUAAUUUUAAUUUUAAUUUUUUCUAUAAAUAUAAUAAAAUGUGAUAAAGAAUUUAAAAUGUUAACAUUGUUAACAGCACAAGUUGAUGAUUUAGGAUUUAAUAAUAUGAUUAAUCAAGGUAGAAUUGAAGUUGCCAAAGGUAUGAAUAUUGAAGAUUCAAGAUUAUUGGUAGUUGAAGGAUUUAAUGAAACUUUUAAACAUUUAUUACCAAUUGUUCAAAAUGAUGAUAUUGAUUUAGUUAUUUGUUCAAGUUCCGGUCAUUUACAAGCAUGUAGAGCCAUUGCCGAAAUGUAUAUCAAUAGUACAACUAUUAAAACUCAAUUCCUAGUCAGAGGUUCAUCAUCACCCACAAGAAAUUUAAUUUAUAUUAGUUACAAUUACGCAUCUGCCAAUUAUAUCAGUGGUUAUUUCGCAGCAUUGUUUUCAAAAACUGGUAAAAUCGGAUUCGUUUCACCUGGUCAAGCUGCCAAUAAUAAUGAUUCCUUUGUUUAUGCAUUUUGGGUUGGCGCAAGACAAGUUAAUCCAGAUAUCAAAUUUUACUACUACAACAUUGGUAAUUACUUGGACGUUGAUAAAACAGUUGCCGCCACCAAUGAUCUAUUGGAUAUGGGUUGUGAUGUAGUUGGUAAUACAUUGGAUGAUUUCUCCACUGGUGAUGCUUCAAUUGCCCGUGGCUUCCCUGCAAUUGGUACUAAUGGAUUCCCACAAAGACAUGUGUAUGGUGAAAAUGUUAUUUAUAGUUACUCUUACAAUUGGACUAAAUUUUUCUUACCAAUUGCAGAGAGUGUUAAAUCUGGUAAUACAAAUAACUCUCAAUGGUAUGCUGAUUUCGAUUUUGAUGAAAAUAAAAACUUUUACCAUUUAGAUUAUGGUUUUGAAGUUAAUCAAAGUAUUCUCGAUAAAAUGAAUACUGAAAUUGAUUAUUUAAAAAGUACCGACAGAAUGUCUCAUCCAUAUUAUUGUAAUGAAUUAAUACCACAAUACGCCAAAGAAAAUAAUUUAAAAUUAGCCAAUGUUACAGGUAUCACUCUUCCAAUUGGUUGUGUCACUCAUCAAACAUUUUUAUCAAUUAAUAAACCAUUCCCUGGUAUGACUUAUUUAGGUAAUUAUAAAAUUAAAUUAGUUGAAGUUGAAUUUUCACAAUCACUUCAAUAUGGUUUUUCAAUUACAACUGGUGUUUUAAUUGCAAUUACAAUUAUAAUGAUGCUUGGUAUUGUUAGAUAUAAGAGUACACCAUCAAUUAGAUCAGCAAGUCCAAUUUUCUUAAAUUUUAUAUUGGCAGGUGGUAUAAUUGUUUAUAUUGGUAUUAUAGUUUGGGUUGGUCCAGCAAAUGAUCAUCAAUGUAAUGCUAGACUUUGGUUAGUUACACUUGGUUUUUCAACAUUAAUUGGUAGUUUAGUAGUAAAGAAUUUUAGAAUUUGGUUAAUUUUUGAUAAUCCAGAAUUGAAAUCAAUUUCAAUUACAAAUUAUCAAUUAUUCCCAUGGGUUGGUGCUUGUUUAGUAAUUAAUAUCAUAUUAAUGUCAAUAUUAACAAGUGUGGGUGAUUUAAGAGAAAUCGAUGCACAAGGUAUUGAUUCAUUGGGUAAAUAUGAAUUUAUGAAAGUUUGUAAAAUGAAUAGUUCUGGUGCAUCAACAUUGUAUACGAUUUUAGCAUAUUUCGCAGCACUACUAUUGGUUGGUGUAUUUGUAUCAUGGAAGAUUAGAAUCGUAGAUAUUCAAGAAUUUAAUGAAUCAAAAGCAAUUGCAAAUACAUUAUAUGCUAUUAGUUUUUGUUUAUUCGUAAUUGUACCAUUAAUGAUAUCACCACAAGAUAAACAAUCUGAAACCAUUGUAUUAUGUACCGCUGGUUUAUUCAUUACCACAGCUGCUUUAUUAAUUAUUUUCACUCCUAAAUUCUGGAGAGUUUUCACAUUAGGUGAUGGUGGUACAAAUGAUAUGUUUAGAAAGAAACAAUCAAAUGUUGCAACUGCUCGUGCUGAAAGUAGUAAAAGUUCAAGUGGUCCAAAAUUAAAUCGUAGAGGUAAUUUAGUUUCUGAUGAUUUCACUGAUACCGAAACUUCAAUCUCUGAGAAAAAAGUAAAUGUUGUAGCUGGUGCUGUACUAGCUGAAUUCACUGAUGAUACAAUCUCUGAAUUUGAUGAUAAUAAUAUUGAACAAGAUAACGAUAACGAUAAUGAUAAUAAUAAUAAUAAUAAUAAUAAUAAUAAUAAUAAUAAUAAUAAUAAUAAUAAUAAUAAUAAUAAUAAUAAUAAUAAUAAUAAUAAUAAUAAUAAUAAUAAUAAUAAUAAUAAUAAUAAUAAUACUAAUACUAGUCAACCGAAUGAUGAAAAAGUUGAAGAAAAACAACAAAAUGAUACCGAAGAAGAAGAUAAAAAUCAAUAA